Aspergillus uvarum CBS 121591 is the source of this 1209-nucleotide messenger RNA. RefSeq lists its product as uncharacterized. The annotation marks the transcript as partial. The transcript is spliced from 3 exons. The record is from RefSeq and is a predicted model, not a curated record. Lineage: Eukaryota; Fungi; Ascomycota; Eurotiomycetes; Eurotiales; Aspergillaceae.
UUUUGGAACAGCCUCCCGAAGCUGUGGUUGACUAAAAGCGCUUUGAAAGAAACUCACCGACAAAAUCAACUGCUCUGUCCAAGUCAGACCUCGUUUCUCAACUCUGAUACCUUUGCCUCUGAUUUCUUACGUGGUUGCUCUGCUACUUCUUUACAAGAGAUCAGAAGAUCUUCCCGCUAUGGAGGACAAGAUCUAGCCGAUAUUAACAGAAAUGAUCCUGCACCACCCCACCUCUCUCAAUCCUCUAUAGAUCCUACCAACUCCAACCCAGCCCCACUGACUGGAAAACCCACUGUCUAUGAUCGGAAUUUUGAGGAACAUCUACUUGACCACGGUGUUUUUCUCCCAUUAUCUACGGAUCCCGAUGGGACGGAGCCGGCCGAACCAGCGAAUUUGGCCCAGAUACACAGGAGAUUAGAGGCUCCACGACCAUCGCGUGUAUUAUCACCGGUCUCAUUGAAGAAGGAAUACAAGGAAUACACCAGAGUCAAUAGCAGAGCCGUGGAUGAACAGCUAGUGAUCAAGGAUAUCCUGCCUAUUCUUGAGGGCAAACCAAUUACUGCUUCCACUUCUUCUUCUUCUUCUUCUUCUUCUUCUUCUUCGUCCCAGAAUGCCGGAGGACACGACUUUACGAAUCUGGCCCCGUUGACCGACGGGACGUUGGCCCAUGCGAAGCCCGAUUUCUACUACGGUGCACGAUCCCACCAGCUCGAGCCGGCUAUCCAAAAGCAGCUGAGUGACCAGAUCAUACCAUCCAUCCAAGGCAACCGCCCCGUAGCGCCGAACUUUCUUGUCGAGGGACAAGGUCAUUAUGGGUCCGUUCCUGUCGCUAUGCGGCAGGCUUGUUACGACGGUGCUCUGGGCGCGCGAGCGCUAUAUUCCCUCCAGUUUUGGGGAAAUGGGAACGGGACUACUGGUGAAUGCAGACCGACAUAUGACAACCAAGCCAAUACUCUGAUGUGUACGUAUCAUGGUGGAUGUCUGGGCAUGUACGCGACCCAUCCUACCAGGUUUAGGAGCAGCAACAACAACAACAACAACAACAACAACAACAACAAGUCUUCUACGGAUUAUGUGAUGACCCAAAUAGGGCAAUGGGCAUUACACGGGGAUCCCGAGACCUAUCAGCGGGGCGUGACUGCUUAUCAAAAUGCGCGGGACUUGACUGCUGAAUAUCGAGACUCGCUGAGCAAGCAGGUGAACAAUAUU